AUUUUCUAGGAAAGCAAAUUUAUUGAAUUGUUUUGGUCGUUAUUUUUGAUAAAUCUGGAUAUACGUGUUGUUUAUGAGUACUUAACGAUUAUAUUAUAAUAUCUUUAAUCGUAAUUAUUGUCCAAGGCGACAGGCUUAGGAAAGAUAUCUUAGUCCGUGUCCACGGCGAAAUAUUUCUUUAUCAAUGUUAUUAAUUUAUUAUCUAUGAUCAUCGUUUAAUUGUUAAUUUUUAUAUUCCAUUUCAAUUAAGUAAAUAAAUAAAUAAUUACAAAUUAUUUACCAAUAUUCCAUUGUUAUUACUCAGUACUCAACUUUUAAAAAACUAUAUAUAAUAUAACGGCAGUCAACCAAUUUUUAGUUUUUUAAAAAUCAAUCAUGGAGAACAUUAAAAUUGUUGAAAACGUGUGCUUAGUUACUAUAGACCAUUACAUCAGUAAUCCUAUUAAUGGUCUUGAUUCUUUGUAUUCAGAAUUCUGGGGAACACAGGUUUGCAAGGUUCCUGUACUUAGGGUAUUUGGAUCUACACCAGACGGUAAUAGUUUUUUCCUUAGUAGCUAUAUUGUAAUAUUUAAUAUUGAUAUUAUACUUAUACUUUGGUUUUGAUAUACAUUUUUUAGGUGAAAAAUGCUGUUUACAUGUACAUGGUGUUUAUCCAUAUAUAUUUGUUCCAUUAGAUGAUUCAUAUGAAACAAAAAAUCAAGGAAUCGUACAUAAUUUUGCAAAUAGUCUUGAUAAAGCUUUAUGCCUUGCUAUUGGAACAACAAAUUCAAAAUCUAAACAUAUUCAUAAUAUAACAAUAGUAACCGGAAAGUAAGUUUUAUUAAUUUUUUUUUUAAAAUUAUAUAUUUGAAUAAUAAUUUAUGUAACUAAUGUUUUCAGAUCAUUUUAUGGUUAUCAUAGUAGAAAUACCAAAUUUUUAAAAAUUUUUUUUUACAAUCCCUAUUCGGUCAAAGUUGCAGUUGAUUUAUUACAAGUAUACAUAAUAAUAUAAUGCUAGAGAUCUUAUUAACCGUUGUCUUAUAAAAAGAUUAUUUUAUUCUGCUUUUAGAAUGGAGCUAUAUGUAAUACAAUAUUUCAGCCCCAUGAAGCUCAUAUUCCAUAUCAUUUACAGUUUAUGAUAGAUUAUAAUUUACAUGGAAUGAAUUAUAUAAAACUGUUAGAUGUUAAGUAUAGAAUUUCCGAUGGACAAGGGUAGGUUAGUUAAAUAAUAAUAUUACAGUUUACACUUAUAGAUUAAAAUAUAGUUAUUAGAUGUAGGUUAAUCAAUAAAUUAUGUUCCUAAUUUAUUUAUUAAUUUAGAUAUACCUAUGUUGUAUCAUUAUAUAUUUACAUUGUACUGUUUUCUAUAACUUUAAAAGUUAAAAAUAAACUUUCAUGUAUUAUUUUAAAAAUUACAGAUUUAAUAAUGAUAUUAAUAUUUAAAAAUGUAUAACUAAAAAAAUAAAACAAAAAUUACAUUUUUUAGUCUAAUACAUUUAAUUUAUUAUUUUGAUCUGUAUUAAAAAUAUACAAUUGAAUAUUUCUUGUGUAGAUAAUUAAUUACAGUGACUUUUAUUUUAUACAUUUAGAUGUGGUUAAAAAAAAUAUUAAAAGGGAUUCAUUGAACUAUUAUAAAAUAUAAUUUGUUUUAUUUAUUUAUGCAUGCAGUUUAUCAAAAACCUUUAAUAUUAAGGAUUUCAUAUGAAUACUUAAUAGCAAUUUUAUGGAAUUCAUUCAUUAAUAUGGAUUUUUUAAACAUAUUUCUAGGCCUUCAAAAACUAGUCGCUGUGCUAAAGAAAUGGAUGUUCAAGAUACUGAUAUUUUAAAUCCUAUACUAAAUAAUGGUUUAAAUUUUUGUAACAGUAAAAUUAAUUCACAAUUAAUUUUUAUUCUACUUAUAAUUUUAUAGGAGAUUUAGAAAAUUCUGGUUUGGUAAAUAUUCGAGAACAAAUACAUAAAUUAUCUACAGAUUUAAACAUAACACGAAAAGGUCUUGAAGUAUUCAGUGGAGAAAGAAAAACAUUACUACCAUCAAAUACAGAAAUCACAUUUGCUAUUGAAUUUAAAAAAAAAGAAGAAUUAAAAGUAAUUUUUUUUUUUUUGUAAAUUUUAUUUUAAAACAGAAAAAUAUCAUCGCCCAUUAAAAUCAAAUGAUUAUAAUUUUGGAUAUCUAGAAACUUACUCAUUUUUUAUUACAAAUACAACUUGAAGUAGGCUGUUCAAAAUAACAACUUUAAGUUGGUCAUAUCAUUUGAGAUAUAAAUAAUUAACAAUACAAUUUAUUUAAGAUUGUGUAAUUUUGUUUAGUUAAAAUUUUGAAACUUAUUUUUAUUACAAUUUAGCAUAUAAUAUAAUUGUAUUAUUAAGUAAUAAGUUUAUAUUUUGCAGAAAAAAAGUGUUAAUACUUUCAUAGAACUUGAAUUAUCUGUGAAUGAAGAUUUAGUUUUUAAUUUAUCAGAAACUUUACAUUCUCAAGCAUUAAGUUGUAAGUUAUCAAAUAUUAUUUGUUUAGAUUAUAAAACAUAAUCAAGGCUUGGAUUUUAAAGCAUUUGCUAAUUAUUAUUGGAUAUAGAUAAAAAGAAUAGAGUGAGCUAUACAUUUGUUUUAUAUACAAGAGACCUUAAAUAUGACGACCUGACCCAACACCAUUUGUUUCUUCUUACAACAAAAGUACCAUGGGAGUAUUCUCAUCCCUUUUAACAGGGAUUAUGGUAUUAUCAACUAUAAGGAGGAUUCCUUCACCCUACAGAAACAAUACCAUAUUAUAAUUCUAUUUAUUAAAAAAAAAAUUAUAAAUUCUAUUCCAAGUUUGUCCGGCAUUUCUAUCCUGCUGAUUUGAAUGAAUAAUUUUUAAAUGAAAGGUAUUCUCGCAUAGAUAACGCAACAAUUAUUGGAAUACGUUUAAUUUUGCCCCUCUUCAGUUAUACUCAAAUGUGAUGUUGCCUGUGCAUUUCUUAUAAGAGUUCUGUAUACUGCAUUUUUUCAUGUUUCCGGUUCUAAUUGAGGUACAGUUUUUGUUUUUGGCUAAGAACAGUCAAUUUGAGCAAUUGGCCAAUUAAAUUUGAUGACUUGAAGCAGAGUUAGGUAAGCACAACAAGGUUAAAUUUCAAUUUUUCUCAAGAAAUACUCUUACUAUUCUUACUGGCUAACUAAUUCAGAACAUUUCUUAUAUAGGCAUUGCUUUUUAGAAUUUGUAAUCGAUGGCAAAUAAGCAGUUGAUAUCUGUGCAUUUGUUCAAGUGUCUAUUGCUCUAUGUCAUUAACUAAAAUUUCUUUGUUAUUAUUAUAGUUUUCCUAAUAAGUUUUAGGUAUUUAUAAUUUUUUUUAAUGUAUAGAUAAUUAUGGGUCUUGAUAGGGAAAUUAAAAAUGCUAAAUGGAUGAGUAAAAAGUAAAAGCUGAAAAUUGAGAAGCCAUUUCAGACUGAAUACAAUUUGAUGACAUGUGGUUUAGAAGGAAGUAUUAUGAAAUUAUUUUUCUUUCAUGUUUAUAUUUAUUGCUUGAAUUCAACUUACAUUAGGUUGGGAACAAAUAAAGAACAAAUUAAAAAGAACUAAACUACCAACUUUGUGUCCGUACAUUUUCAUUACAUAUAACUAAAUAUUUCCAAAAAGUGAGUAUGUGCAUAUAAUCCCUUUCUCUCAAUUUGUACUUCACCAAAAUCAAAAAAUGAGGUACCCUUUUAAAAAUCAAGUUCUUUUUUUUUCUGACAAAUUUUAAAUUUAGAACUGUAGAAUUUGUUAUUUGUUUAAAAUAAUCAAAGAUAAAAAUUGAUAUUUGAAUGCAAAUUAUUCGCACGGGCAAACUAGUAUAUAUUAUUUUACAAUUAUUAAAAUUUAUUUUAUGUUUAACAAAGUAAAAUAAAGAUUUAAACUAUAUUUUAUAAAGAAUUUUUUUUUAUUUAGCAUACAUUUUAAAAUGUCAGUACACAGUCUAAUAAUUUUUUAUUAAUAAUAAAUUUCUGGACUACAUAAACUGUAUGAUUUAUCUUACUUUGUUAAAUUGUGUGAAUUUAACCUUAAUGCCAAAUUAAUAAAUCUAUACAGUUGUAUUAAUUAAUUUCAAUUAGGGGAUAGUCAAAGCGUGGAUUUAAUGAAUUUGUUAAUGAAGGAAAAAAUGUCUUCUAAAAAUGAAGAUAGUAUUCUUAAUCAUGAUAUUUCCUAUGAAGAUGAAAAUUUAUCAGAAAAUGAAGAACUAUCCAUAUCAUUAAUGCAAUUAAAUGAAAAGUAUAUUUUAAAAGUAAUAAAUUAAUUUGAUUAAUACUAUUAAUAGCAAAUUAAAUGAUUUAGGCAAAGUACAGAAAAUAUUUUUAGUUCAAAUCAAUUUCAAGUAAAUGGUUCUCCAAUUAAAGAAGAUAUUCAAGUUUCCAAGUCUAAUUUUGAUAUGGAUAAUUGCGAUCAACAUACAACUAAUAUUGAUCAGUAAUUUAUUAAUAAAUAAUAUUCUUACUAUAAUUUAUAUAUUAAUUUAAUUUUUUUAGAACCAAUAUUAUAAGUUAUAAUGAAGAAUCUAACAGUAAUCAAACAUGUGAUAUGUUUUGUAGUUCAAAUAGUUCAGUUGAAGUUUACACCAAUAAUACAUUAAAUUAUGAAUCAUUCACUAUUUGUAAUAAUCAAACAAUAAUGUCAAGUAAAUUGUGGACAUUACAUCUAAAACCUCCCACAUAUAAUGAUGCUUUAUAUUUUAUUAAUAAAAUAAAGAACAUCCAAUACAAUAAUCUAUUUCAAUUUCAAUAUAACAAUACAAUAGAAAAUAUUAGAAAAGGUCUAUUAUCAUUAAGUUUUCCAUUUGGCAGUGAUUUAAAUUUUUUUGCUUCUGAAAGCAGUAUAAUUAUAGAACCAUUAAAUCAACCACCAUCAUAUUUAAUGGCCUUUAAGUGGUUAGAAACACAUAAUUCAAAAAAUAAGCGCAAAAGAAAAAUUAUUCAAAACAAUAUACAUAAAGGUCUUUUGACUCCUGAAUCAAAUCCAAAAUCAAUACUUUUAAAAAAAAUCAAUCAUAGUACACCAAAUUCUAGCAAAAUUAAAUUAAAUGCAUCUUCACCAUAUACUCCAAUGAGAAGAGAAAAUAAAUGUGUGCAAUCAAAAAGAAAACUUAACACUCUUUUCCUGGAUUCUAUACACGUGAGCAAGUUUAUUGGAUUAUGUAUUGAACAACAUUUAACUACAUUGUAUAUGAUUUUAGGCAGAUACAAGCAAUGAUUCAAGAACAGAAUUUUUUAGUUCAUUUAGAACUACUAAUAGUUCUGACAGUAACAUUUUAGAUGGGGUCCAUACUAGUCAAAGUUCUCAUAACUUUUGUAUUGAUUCAGAAAAUACAAAAAAUGUAUUUUAUUACAUAAUAUACAUAAAUGUUUUCAGUUUUGUAAAAAAUUAAUAUUACUAAAAUGCAAUAUAUAUUUUUAGAAUGACAAUCUUACUAUUUUAACUAUGGAAUUGCAUACUCAGACUAGAACUACUAUGACUCCAGAUCCAGAAUAUGAUUGUAUCCAGGGAAUUUUUUAUAGAAUUUAUAAAAUGUCUAAAGAAAAUGACUCAAAAAUAGGUAAAUUAAUUAAAUUCUUAUUUAAAAAUUACAAAUAAAUAUAUAUAAAAUAUAAUUUACCUGCCAUUAAAUUCAAAUAUAUUAGGUUGUAUUUUGACAAGUCCAAUGAAUCAAUAUUUAAAUGGUUUUUCACAUUUUAAAUCAGAAAUAACUAUUUGCAAUGAUGAAAUUGAACUUAUUAAUACAUUUAUUCAGUUGGUAAAUGAUUGGGAUCCAGAAAUCAUUUGUGGUUAUGAGGUAAAAUUAGUGAAGAAAAUGUCUGUGCAUGGAUAAUAAUAAUUUUUAUUUAUUUCUAUUUCAAUAACAUUGAAAAUAAUAUUCUAAAAUUAGUUAAAAAAUAUUUCAAUUCCCUUUAAUAAAUACAAUAUACAUACCUAAUAUGCUAUGAUUUACUAAAUUCAAAUUUCAUUUACCAUGUAAACUGAAAAAUAGUAAAAAUGUUUGUUGGUACUUUACACUUUUAUUUUUUUGUAUGUAUAUUUAUAUUAAUUAAAUCUAUUUUUACAUCUUCUAUUUUUGAAAUAUGUAAUUGUUGUAUUAUUUAUACCUUUAGAUAGAAAUGCAUUCUUGGGGCUACCUAAGAGAUAGGUGUCGUUAUGUAGGACUUAAUAUGAUUAAAGAAUUAUCGAGAAUAAUAACAGAAAAUGAGCAAUCUUCUGAGUGUCAUGAAGAAAUUACAAAUUCCGAAAUGAAAAUCAAAGGACGAAUUGUAAUGGACAUUUGGAGGUUGCUUCGACACGAGGUUAUAAAUAUUAAAUUAUUGAAAUUGAAUAGUCUAAUUUCAAGUAACUUUUUUAUUUUAGUUAGCAGUUCAAAGUUAUACAUUUGAAAACAUGGUUUACCUUAUACUACAUCAAAGAGUACCCAGCUAUUCUUAUCAAACACUUUCAUUUUGGUGGGAUCAUAAUACAUUUUUAUACAAGUAUAGUAAAAAAAAAAAAUAUAAUAAUUUAUUAUUGAAGCAUAAUUGAAUGGUCUUAGGAGUCGUUGUUCCUUAAAUUUUCUAUUUAGAUUUAAUUGAAGUUUUAAGUAUAAGUGACUUUUUAAGUCGUAACUAAUUUAUCGAAUGAACCUAAAGUAUACAUUUUUACUACUUAAAUUGUAUUAAAAACAUAUUUAAAUCUUGUGUUUCACAAUAUUGUUGGAUGUUUAAUUUCUACAUUACACUAAUGAAUUAUUAUAUAUUUUACUAUAGUAAAAUAUAGUAUUAUGUAUGAUAAAAUUAAGAACAUUCAGUGAUCUAUCGAUCUAUUUAGAUUAAAAUUAUAAUUUUGAUGUCUUUAUUUCAUAGAUGGUUGACUAUAGAUUAUUACUUGUUCAGAGUAGAAUGUACAAUAAAUAUUUUGCAACAACUAGAUAUAAUUGGCCGAACAAGUGAACUUGCAAAAUUAUUUGGUAUACAAUUUUACGAAGUAUUAUCAAGAGGUUCACAAGUAAGUUAAUUUUGAUUUAUUAUUAUAUUGAUUAGUAAAGACCAGCAUAACUUGAUUUAACUCAAUAACAAUAUUGUACUAUUAUUAUACUUUGUUUUCUCUUUCAUUUCAAUACAUAUUGAAAUUGUAUGUAAACGUUUCUUCUUUUUUUUAUGGAAAGACUUUAUGACUGAAAAUAUUGUUUAUUUUUAUUAAAUACUAAUUUUUAUAAAAGUUUAGGGUAGAAUCAAUGAUGUUGCGUCUAGCUAAAAAUAAAAAUUAUGUUGCUGUUUCACCUAAUAUAAAACAAAGAGCUGAAAUGAAUGCACCUCAAAGUUUACCAUUAAUAAUGGAACCAGAAUCAAAGUAUAAAAAUUUAAUAUUUUAAAUUGUAUUUUUCAAAUAUAAUAUUUAUAUUUAUAAUCAUGUUUAGGUUUUAUACAGAUCCAGUCAUAGUGUUAGAUUUUCAAAGUCUUUACCCUUCAAUUAUUAUAGCUUAUAAUUAUUGCUUUUCAACAUGUUUAGGAAAUACCGAUCUUCUUGGAAAGUGAGUAUUAAAUUAUUUUAUCAAAUAAUAAUAAUAGAUGUUAAGUUAUUUCAAAAUUACAUAAAUAUAAAAUGACUAUAAAAAUAUAUAGUCUUUUAUAGUUUACAUUAAAUUAUUCUAAUGGAAUAUUGUGUACCUAUUUAACUAGCCUGUGAAAUUAUAAUUAUUUGUCUAAUAGUUCUUUCAAUAUUUUAUAUCAUUUAAUAAUUUAAUUUUAAUAUCCAAUAUAUAUAAUAAUAAUGAAUAGGUAUAAUGAAAUAAUAAUACCUAAUCAAUAAUAUUCUACAUUAAUAGAACAGAAAGAUUUAAAUUUGGCUGUACAGAAUUAAAUGUACCUUUUGAAAACCUUCUCCAAAUUAUUGAUGAUAUAACAAUUUCUCCUUCUGGAGUUGCAUUUGUGAAGAAAAAUAUUUGUAAGGGAAUAUUACCAACCAUGUUGCAAGAAAUAUUAGACACUCGAAUAAUGGUAAAAAAAUAUAAUGUGCGAAAUAUUUGUUGUUUAUUUUUUUAUCUAUAGCUUAAUAUUUCAUUAGGUCAAAAAUUUAAUGAAAGAACAAAAAAAUAAUAAGCAUCUUUAUAAAAUAUUAAAUGCCCAACAACUUGGCCUAAAAUUAAUUGCUAAUGUAACAUACGGUUAUACUUCAGCAAAUUUUUCUGGAAGAAUGCCAUGCAUUGAGGUAUUUUUAACAAUAUUUUUUUGUGUAUUUUGUAUUAAUGAUUAAUCUUUAUUAUUUAGAUUGGGGAUAGUGUUGUGAGCAAAGGGCGUGAAACAUUAGAAAGAGCAAUAACUUUAAUUCAAACUACAAAAAAAUGGACCGCUAAAGUUGUUUAUGGUGAUACAGAUUCAAUUUUUGUUUUAUUAAAAGGUCGAUCAAUAGAAGAUGCAUUUAAAAUUGGUAAUGAAAUGGCUGACAUUGUUACUAAAGACAACCCUGUACCAGUGAAAUUAAAAUUUGAAAAAGUUUAUCUUCCCUGUAUCUUACAAGUGAGUUAAAAUAUAAAGUUAAUACAGGUAAAUACAUAAUUUCAUAUUAUUUAAAAUUGUUAAAUUUAGACUAAAAAAAGAUACUGUGGAUACAUGUAUGAAAAUAUUGAACAAAAAAAACCUAAAUAUGAGGCUAAAGGUAUUGAAACUGUACGUCGUGAUGGUUGCCCUGCUGUUGCAAAGGUGAUUGUUAUAAUUAAUUUAUGUUUCUAUAUAUAAAAUAAAACAAUUUGAAUAUCACCUAUUCAAUUACUCAUUAAUAGUUGUUAAUAACAGUACAAUUAAAUAUAUAUAAUCAUUAUAUUUAUGUUUUAAUCUAGAUUUUAGAAAAAAGCUUGUGCAUUUUAUUUGAAACAAACAACAUUCAGGCCGUAAAAACCUAUAUUGAUAAGCAAUUUAAAAAAAUUUUGAAAGGCAAUGUAAAUUUACAAGAUUUUCUCUUUGCUAAAGAAUAUAGAGGACGUAAUGGUUAUAAGCCUGGUGCAUGUGUGCCUGCUUUAGAAUUAGCUAAGUAAAUAUAAAAGUAUUUUACUUUUAAGAUCAAUCAUUAUAAAUUAUUUGCAAUUUAUUAAAGACAAUGGGCAGCCAUAGAUAAACGUGCUGAACCACGAAUAAAAGAACGAGUCCCAUAUCUAAUUGUAGCAGGACCAAAAGGUUUACCCUUAAUAAAACUUGUUCGAUCACCCAGAAAUUUUAUUUCAGACAAAUCCAACAGGAUAAAUGCAGAAUAUUAUAUUACUAGAGCAAUAAUACCACCCCUUCAUAGGUGUUUUUCUUUGCUCAAUGUUGACAUAAACAAAUGGUAAUUAUUUACUGUAAUAAUAUUUAGUAACAUUAUUAAAUUAUUUAGUUUAUGAUUGUUAAUAUUAAAGGUAUUCUGAAUUGCCUCGUAAAUAUAAUUUUAAUUUCCGGGAUGUUUCAAAAACAGCUAAUCAGAAACAAACACUAUCUCAAUAUUUUUUUAAACAAAAUUGUAUUUUAUGUAAUAAAUUAUCACAACAUGGUUUCUGUGAACAAUGUGCAAAAAAUCCUCAAUAUUUAAUUUUACAACUUAAUCAUUUACUAUCAAAAUGGUCUAGAAAACAAAAUGAUUUAGAAACGGUAAAAAUGAAAUCAAAUGUUUUGAAUAACUAUUCAAAUAAUAAUAUUAUCAAUUUAACAGAUCUGUAGAUCAUGCUGUGGAAGAAACUUUGAAUUGAAAUGCAACUCUUUGAACUGCCAAAUAUUUUACAGUACUCAACAAGCAGCAAAAGAUAUGCAACAGUAUUCCUAUAUUGAUAAUAUUAAGCAAAAUGUAUGUUUAAAAAAUACAAUUAUUUUGAAAAAUCCCAAUGUAAUUUAAUAUGUACAGUGUACACUAAUUAAUUAACAUCUUAUAAAAACAAUUAAGUUUUAUAUAUUAUAUUUACGAGUGUUGUUUUUUAUUUUGUUGCUGAUUAGGAAAACAUAAGGAAAAACAACCCAGGAAAUAUUUAUUUUACAGGUACUACCAUUUAAAUUUUUUUUGCAUAUAAAAGUUACUUAUAAAGAAUAAUUGUUAUUAGGUAAUAAUUUUUUUAACAAAAUAACUGACAAUAAAUUACUACUACACACAUUGAUUUUAAAAAAAUCUUGAGAUCUGAACACUUGAAUUUUUAAUGUUUUGUACUUUAUUUUUUUAGUUCCUUUUGAACUAGUUUUAUGCCAACAAACUCCACACUAGGUGAUUCUGUAUGAACCAUAGGCAUGCUGAUAUGUAU
Molecule: messenger RNA, 10202 nt
Organism: Cinara cedri
Lineage: Eukaryota; Metazoa; Arthropoda; Insecta; Hemiptera; Aphididae
Source: the annotation of a GenBank genome assembly